UAUAUCGAUAACAUUAUCAUUGCUAGCAAGAAUAUAGAGGAGCAUCUUAAGUACAUUGAGAUGGUUCUCGACAUCCUCGACAAGGUAUAUAUUCACAUUUCAAUAGAAAAAUCCUUUAUAGCCUACCCGUCAAUAAGACUGCUUAGCUAUAUAGUCAAUAGCGAAGGAGUAGCUAAGAUAGACGAUAGGAUUGCCGUAUUUAAGAAACUCAAGUUCCCCAACACCCUUAAGACCUUAGAGCAGUACCUUAGUAUAGCCAAAUAG
Molecule: messenger RNA, 264 nt
Organism: Thermothielavioides terrestris NRRL 8126
Lineage: Eukaryota; Fungi; Ascomycota; Sordariomycetes; Sordariales; Chaetomiaceae
Exons: 1
Source: RefSeq, a predicted model, not a curated record